Messenger RNA from Aspergillus caelatus, 1941 nucleotides. RefSeq lists its product as uncharacterized. The record is from RefSeq and is a predicted model, not a curated record. NCBI's taxonomy places the organism in Eukaryota, Fungi, Ascomycota, Eurotiomycetes, Eurotiales, Aspergillaceae. The transcript is spliced from 2 exons. The coding region runs from base 364 to 1263 and encodes 299 amino acids.
UUUUGGUCUGGAUGUAAAGUGGCGCCAGUAAAAUCCCACGACUUAGUCUAGUCUCAACUUAGUCGCCAGGGUAAUUCGCCCGCUAUAAGUGCCCAAUCUGCCCGCAUCUUUGGGCAUCUGUGUCAGUCCUUAGCCGGUGGCAGUCUACGCUCAAGUAGUAGCAUCUUCCAUCCAAGAGGUUCAUGCCGCCCCUCUUUCCAGCAUGUUCAAGCGCUUAUAAUGGAACUUCUCACUCCGUGUGGAAUUCUACUUCUUUGGACUGCUUCUGUCGCAUAUAUCGCCUAUGAACCUUUCCUACUAUUGUAGUUCCUGUCACAACUUCAUAUUGUACGACUCAUUUCUCAAUUUCUUUUUUAUCUCUAGAUGCCCCAAACCAUGUCUUUAUCUACAUCUUAUACCUGCUCAUUUUGUGGGCAAGUGUCGCACAACACUAGUGCGCUUGCUGCUUUUGCCGAUGACUUUCAUUGUAGCCAGUGUGGCUUGUCGGCAUCCGAAGGUAAUCUGCAAAUGCAAGAAGACCUCGUGACACUCUUCUCCAGGCAAAUGCGUAUGGAUAUACCGAUAUUGUCUGGAAGUCAGGAGAUGCCACCGUCCACCCAUGCAUCCGUCGCGCACAGUAUCUCCCAGCAUUAUCAUCACUCCUCGCAUGUGGCCCGCUGCACAGUUUCAGCAGGAUCACCAGAGAAUUAUGAGUCCUUGGGCCCUAAUGUGACUCCAAACUCGGCACAUGAGAUGUUGAGGCUACAGAGCAUUAACCCAUCAUCCCUGACUCCCACACAGCUACAGCUAUUUGAGAAUGCAAUGCCGGAGCAACAAUCACGCUUGGUCCAGAUCUGGAGAAUUUUCCCAGAGUCUAACGAUGCAUCUAGCAACCCAAGGAUGGAGCAGAUGAAUCAGUCGAACUCCGAGCUGUGUGCAUAUCCUUCAGGGGGGCCAGCGAUCAAUGCAGGGAUUUCAAACCAACCAACUCAUACGGAUUAUACUGAUGAUCUGGAUAUGUGUGACUCAGUGCGCGAUGAAGGUAACGAUGGCGAUGGACACCAGUAUGCCGAGCCGUAUAUGAUUUCCGGCUAUGAGGUUCUUGCACAGAAAGACUACGAGCUUUCUGCAUCUAAGAUCGCGCCUGUGGUGAAUGAGCCAACAACGGGCUCACCAUAUAAGCUGGCAAACGACCCCAUCUACAGGGCUCAGGGCCAUCGAUGGUGGGAACGCUCCCAGUCAGAUACGCCUGAAUAUCAGUACUGUCACGGCGUGGCUAUAUAAGGUGCGAUGCCGGCAGAUCAGACCGUAGGGUCUGAUCAUAGUGACCUUUUGACCCAGUGGAAAACGCGCCUGCCGGGCACACGCUUUCACAAGUAUGGCACUUUUGGGAGAUGAAUUGGUAUGAGGCUGUGGUCUUCUACAACCUAGACGGCUUGCGUAAAUUCAGGCUUCUCGGGGUUGUGAUUGGGUAGAAGGUUAAAUUCGUCCUUAUUAGAUCGCUUGCUGUUGUUUCAUAUACGGUAUUAUUCUAAGUCUUUGUAAAGGAUUCGAUUAUCCCUACGGAGUAGUGGAUGUCGACUUACUCCACGCCAGGCGGUGAGUAACGCUGUUUUUAUUAUGUGCGGGGUUUUGGUCAGGCUUAUAGUAGAAGUCGCAAAGGGCAAGGACGAAUGAUAUACAAAAAAAGUAGGGCGGGUUUGAGUAGCCGUGCUUUUACUGGAGAUCUUUGGUGAGAGAAAACCGAAUGAGCCGUAGAAGAAACGGGUGGCAAACGGAUAACAGAUAUAACUAUAGUAACUGAUUGUUGUGACGGCUCAUAUAUAGCUGCUGUCCCAUAUUAAGGGGUCCUACUCUCACUUGCCUCCGUCUCUCCUCCUUUUUCUUUUCUUUUUUUUCCCCUCCCCCCCUUUUAUAGUCUCCCUCGCCCACACAUGCACCAUCAACUAAGGGUGCUCAAGC